AUGAGCCCCGGUAAAGGCGGGAGUGGGGCUGCUCUCGAGGGGUUGCGGUGGGAAGUCGGGGGCUGGUCAUCCCUGAGAGCCCGGGAUUCCCGCGGCCGCCUGCAGUGCAAGCCCGGGCAGCUGCGCCCGGCGCCCCCUGCUCUCGCUUCGCCGCCUCCCCGCUCGGCUGCGUGGCCCGAGCGCGCCCUCCGGUGGCCGCCCGGCGUCGCCUGCCGUGUCUCCAAGCCCCGCGCUUCCCUUACAGCAAGGCAUCCUGAGACAGAGGACGAGGUCGACUGUGUUCUCCAGUCGGCAGCGAAGAUCCUCAGUUCCUCCGACGGAAUAUGGGAAGGUGGUGGCAAUGAACCAGAAUAUGGCUGCGUAUCAGAAUCACAAAAUCAAAUCCAACCUCAAUCAGCACUGAAAGUCCUUCAGCAUCAGCUGGAAUCAUUUCAGGCUCUGCGAAUGCAGACUUUGCAGAAUGUCAGCAUGGUACAAUCUGAAAUCAGUGAAAUACUGAACAAAAGUAUCAUUGAAGUAGAAAACCCACAGUUUGCCUCAGAAAAAAAUCUAGCAUUCAGCUCACACCCUGAAAAGGAUUUGCCUACAGGGAAGCAAGAAGACACUCCUGUGGAAAAAGUUCAUCAUUUUGAGGAUUUCAGAACUCACAAUUCAAUGGAAGAAAAAUUCAGUGGCAACAGUGUUCACAGUCUCUCUCUAAGUGUAAACAGCCCAUCCCAGCUGCAUCCCGAGGCCACGCAAACUCUGAGAACCUCAAAGGAUAAUUCAGCCUCCAGCAUAAUUAUGAAUCCUUCUGAACAUGCUGACAGGUUGAAGAAUUACAGCAACCUUCAGAAUGUUUUACCUGCUGUGGCUCAAAAUGUGAAAUAUCACACUGACCCGGGAAGUGUGAGUAAAUCCACAAUUACUGCGCCUUUUCUAAACAACAGAUUUUGUGAAAAUCUAGAUGAUAUCUGCAGCUCUAUCAAACAAAUGAAGGAAGAGCUUCAAAAGUCACACAACAGGGAACUUGCACUUACAAAUGAACUUCAAAUAUUAAAAACUGAUACAAAUGUGCAAAGUAGUGAUAACUAUAACCUGUCUCCCAUACACAAAGAAAAAACUAACUUUAUUAAGGAAGAACAUAUAGGAAGUCAUUUAAAUGAUGACAUAAAAUCAAAGAGAAUUUUAGAAUUAGAGGCAGUAGUCAGCAAAUUACUACCAUUCAGGGAAACAGUAUCAAAACUCCACUUGAACUUCUGCAGGAAAUGUAAAAAAUUAUCUAAAAGUGAUAUACACAGGGGGAAGAAGAGUGAGAAAAACAAAAAAGAAAUUCCCAUCAAUGGCAAGAACAUUACAGAUUUAAAAUUUCAUUCCAGGGUUCCGAGGUAUACACUGUCAUUCCUUGACCAAAUAAAACAUGAAGUAGAAGACAAGGAAGCGCAACCAUUUGCAGUACAACAGGGACCAAUAGUAGUUGAAAAUGAGAAAACAUCCAAAAUUAAUUCUGUUACAGAGCAAUGUGUUGCAAAAAUCCAAUACUUACAGAAUUACUUAAAAGAAUCUAUGCAGAUACAGAAAAAAGUGACAGAACUGGAAAAGGAAAAUCUAACCCUGAAGACCAAAAUUAAACCUCUGGUUUUUACCACCCAAUCUCUGAUACAAAAAGUUGAAACAUAUGAAAAGCAAAUAAAGAAUUUAGUUGAGGAAAACAGUGUUUUUCAGUCCAAGUUAAUUAAAACAGAAGAGGACAACCAAGAAUGUCUUAAAGAAUUAAAAAAAGUAAUUAGUAGAUAUAACGCUCUUCAAGACCAAAACCAAACUCUGGAGGAGAAAAACAGUCAGCUUUCUAUAGAGAAGCAACAAAUGGUAGAAGCACUGGAUCAACUGAAAAGCAGGGAUCAAAAAACUCAAAAUGAUAUGGCCAUUGUCAGUAAUGAAAAUAAUCGAAUGAGCAUAGAGUUGGAAGCAAUGAAAACAAACAUUUUAUUGAAACAAGAUGAAAAGGAGAUGUUAGAGAAAAAAGCAUUGCAGCUUCUUAAGGAAAAAAGCUCUCUUGAAAAUGAACUGAAAGAAAAUAAACUAGAGGUCAUGCAGCUAAAAGAGAAAGAAAGACUGGCAAGAACAGAGAAAGAGACGCUUCUACAAAUUCUAGAAACAAUUAAAAAUGAAAAACUGGAUCUUGAAACCACAUUAAAAGAAUCUACUACUGCUAGAAAAAUGAUGGAAAGAGAACUUGAGAAUAUUCAGACUUACCAAUCCACUGCAAAAGAGAAUUUUCUGCAAGAAAUCAAAAAUGCAAAAUCAGAAGCAAGCAUAUAUAAGAAUAGUUUAUCAGAAGCUGGCAAGGAAUGCGAAAUGUUAUCAAAAAUGGUCAUGGAAAUAAAGGCAGAUAAUCAGAUUCUAAAAGAAGAACUAAAGAAACACAGUCAAGAAAAUCUAAAAUUUGAAAACAGUAUCAGUAGGCUUACUGAAGACAAAAUACUUUUGGAAAACUACGUGAGAAGCAUCGAAAAUGAAAGAGAUACCUUGGAAUUUGAGAAGCGGAAUCUUCAGCGAGAAUUUAUGAGCUUAAGUGAUAAGAUCUCUGGUAAGCAUAAUGGCACAGCAAAAUCAGUUUACAUUUCAAGAAGAGAGAAAUUCCAUUUUGACGACUACAACACUUACAAAGAUACUUCUAGUCCUAGGAGUAGGCCUUUAGAUCCUGAUACGAAAGGAAUUUCAAGUAAACUCUAUCCAUUGCUUCCAUCCAAGAUAUGUAAAUAAACUUCUAAAAUCAAUGUUUCAAAAC
This is a messenger RNA of Ochotona curzoniae (black-lipped pika), 2770 nucleotides long. RefSeq names its product coiled-coil domain containing 110 (gene CCDC110). The transcript is spliced from 6 exons. Bases 1 to 2745 code for a protein of 914 amino acids. NCBI's taxonomy places the organism in Eukaryota, Metazoa, Chordata, Mammalia, Lagomorpha, Ochotonidae. The record is from RefSeq and is a predicted model, not a curated record. Gene Ontology annotation, cellular component: cytoskeleton.